AAAAACCAAUCAGCGUCUCCGCGGAUCCCGGUCGUCUCCACCCGCCCCCUCCCCAGACUCUGCUUCUUCCCAGACCCAGAGGAUGCGAGUCAUGGGGCCGCGAAUCCUCCUCUUUCUGCUCUCGGGGUUCCUGGUCCUGACCGAGACCUGGACGGGCUCCCACUCUCUGAGGUAUUUCCUCACCGCCAUGUCCCGGCCCGGCCUCGGGGAGCCCCGCUUCAUCACCGUCGGCUACGUGGACGACACGCAGUUCGUGCGGUUCGACAGCGACGCCCCGAAUCCGAGGAUGGAGCCGCGGGCGCGGUGGGUGGAGCAGGUGGGGCCCGAGUAUUGGGAUCGGGAGACGCGGAACGCCGAGGGGAACGCACAGACUUUCCGAGCGAACCUGAACACCCUGCGCGGCUACUACAACCAGAGCGAGGCCGGGUCUCACACUCUCCAGGAGGUGACCGGCUGCGACGUGGGGCCGGACGGGCGGCUCCUCCGCGGGUAUGACCAGUUAGCCUACGACGGCAGAGAUUACCUCGCCCUGAACGAGGACCUGCGCUCCUGGACCGCGGCGGACACGGCGGCUCAGAUCACCAAACACAAGAUUGAGCAGCGCGGUGUGGCGGAUCACGACAGAAACUACCUGGAGGGCACGUGCGUGGAGUGGCUCCACAGAUACCUCCAGAACGGGAAGGACACGCUGCUGCGCGCAGACCCUCCAAAGGCACAUGUGACCCAUCACCCCAUCUCUGACCGUGAGGUCACCCUGAGGUGCUGGGCCCUGGGCUUCUACCCUGAGGAGAUCUCACUGACCUGGGAACGCAAUGGAGAGGACCAGACCCAGGACAUGGAGCUUGUGGAGACCAGGCCUUCAGGAGAUGGAACCUUCCAGAAGUGGGCGGCCCUGGUGGUGCCUUCUGGAGAGGAGCAGAAAUACACGUGUCAUGUGCAGCACGAGGGGCUUCAGGAGCCCCUCACCCUGAGAUGGGAACCUCCUCAGACCUCCAUCCCCAUCAUGGGCAUCAUUGUUGGCCUGGUUGUCCUCGUGGUGGCUGUGGUGGCUGGAGCUGUGAUCUGGAGGAAGAAGUGUUCAGGUGAAAAAGGACGGACCUACACCCAGGCUGCCAGCAGUGACAGUGCCCAGGGUUCUGAUGUGUCUCUCAUGGUUCCUAAAGUGUGAGACAGCUGCCUCGUGGGGACUGAGUGAUGCUCGGUCCCACUUUGUGACAUCAUAUCCUAGAACCCCUCUUUCUGCAGCUGCAUCUGAAUGUGUCUGUGCUCCUAUUAGCAUAACAUGAGGAGGUGGGGAGACUGCCCACCCCUGCCCCCCGCGCCCCCUCCCCACCCUGACCUGUGUUCUCCUCCCUCAUCCACUGUCCUGUUCCUGCAGAGACGGGGCUGGGCCGUCUCAAUCCAUGUCUGCUUCAUAUGCUCUGAGUAAUGUAUGGAUGUGAGAAUUGGACUGUGAAGAAAGCUGAGCGCCGAAGAAUUUUGAACUGUGGUGUUGGAGAAGACUCUUGAGAGUCCCUUGGACUGCAAGGAGAUCAGUCCUUGGUGUUCAUUGGAAGGACUGAUGCUGAAGCUGAAACUCCAAUACUUUGGCCACCUCAUGGGAAGAGUUGACUCAUUGGAAAAGAGCCUAAUGCUGGGAGGGAUUGGGGGCAGGAGGAGAAGGGGACAACAGAGGAUGAGAUGACUGGGUGGCAUCACCUACUCAAUGGACAUGAGUUUGGGUAAACUCUGAGAGUUGGUAAUGGACAGGGAAGCCUGGCAUGCUGCGAUUCAUGGGGUCACAAAGAGUUGGAAACAACUGAGCAACUGAACUAAACUGAAUUGAAUGAUGUCUUGUUUCCUUUUUGAAUAUAAAAUCUGUACAUAAGAAUUUCUUUUUUCUAAUUGGUGCCAUGACAGAGGAUCAGAUAAUAAAGUUGAGAAUUCCUAAA
Molecule: messenger RNA, 1931 nt
Organism: Dama dama (fallow deer)
Lineage: Eukaryota; Metazoa; Chordata; Mammalia; Artiodactyla; Cervidae
Product: BOLA class I histocompatibility antigen, alpha chain BL3-7
Exons: 8
Coding region: 83-1168 (361 amino acids)
Biological process (GO): antigen processing and presentation of endogenous peptide antigen via MHC class I via ER pathway, TAP-independent; antigen processing and presentation of endogenous peptide antigen via MHC class Ib; immune response
Cellular component (GO): external side of plasma membrane
Molecular function (GO): signaling receptor binding; peptide antigen binding
Source: RefSeq, a predicted model, not a curated record